AUGUGUCCUUUUGCUACGUUGCCAUUAUUUGUUCCUUUACGGAACAUAUAUUUCUCGAGUGAUGAGGUAGAUGGCGCGGUACCGGCUCAAUUCACGAGCGAUGUCCCUAUUGAAUUGAAAGAGCGGGUCUCUAAGAAAUUCACUAUUGGCCCUACUGUCCAGCGAGAUUUCUGGAAAAAAGAGCGUGCUACAAUGGAUAUAUCACGAGGUCCUUGUAGGUGGUAUUUGCCCUCAGUGAAGUUUAUGGCGUCUAAUUGCUUGAAGGGUCAGGUGCCGGGGAGUUCGCAUCGAGUGUUGGUUGGCGCGAGGUUGAUUGGAUAA
Messenger RNA from Penicillium diatomitis, 321 nucleotides. RefSeq lists its product as uncharacterized. The transcript is spliced from 2 exons. The coding region runs from base 1 to 321 and encodes 106 amino acids. The record is from RefSeq and is a predicted model, not a curated record. NCBI's taxonomy places the organism in Eukaryota, Fungi, Ascomycota, Eurotiomycetes, Eurotiales, Aspergillaceae.